Messenger RNA from Carya illinoinensis, 678 nucleotides. RefSeq names its product NADH dehydrogenase [ubiquinone] 1 beta subcomplex subunit 9-like. The transcript is spliced from 6 exons. The record is from RefSeq and is a predicted model, not a curated record. Gene Ontology annotation, biological process: mitochondrial electron transport, NADH to ubiquinone. NCBI's taxonomy places the organism in Eukaryota, Viridiplantae, Streptophyta, Magnoliopsida, Fagales, Juglandaceae. Bases 64 to 417 code for a protein of 117 amino acids.
CCGUGCCACAAACGCCAAAAGUACGAAGAGUUUAGCGAGAGAGAGAGACAGAGACAGAGGGGGAUGAGCGUGGCAUCUACAGCAGCGUACGCAGCUCGGAGAGCAGCCCAGAAGGAGAGGGUUCGGAUCCUGUACAGGCGAGCCCUCAAGGACACUCUCAACUGGGCUGUCCAUCGGCACCUCUUCUACCAAGAUGCUUCAGACCUCCGUGAGCGUUUCGACGGCAACAAACACGUGGAAGACCUUGACACAAUUGAUAAAAUGAUAGCUGAUGGUGAAGCAAGUUACAAUAAGUGGCGGCACCCGGAUCCUUAUAUUGUUCCUUGGGCUCCUGGUGGUUCAAAGUUCACUCGAAACCCAACUCCGCCAUCUGGGAUUGAGAUAGUAUACAACUAUGGUCGAGAAGACAAUGACUAAAACUGCUUUCUAUUUGUGGCAAUAAAUAAAGAUUGACAUGGUCAAUGACUCCAAAGAUGAUGAUGGUUUUGAUGAUCAAGGCUGGUGUCUUUGAUGCUUUUUUUUAUAUGUGAUGCCAAAUGGUGGCUUUGAACGCUUGAGAUGUUCACUUGCUCAUUCAUGUUUAUUUGGUCUUCCCUGGAAUUGGAAUAUAAAAGACCUCCCAAGUGUUAACUUAGCAUGCUACAUGUCGCAAAUUCAGCAUAAGCAUUUUGAUGAACA